Messenger RNA from Pyrgilauda ruficollis (rufous-necked snowfinch), 2729 nucleotides. RefSeq names its product protein phosphatase 1 regulatory inhibitor subunit 1C (gene PPP1R1C). Gene Ontology annotation, biological process: intracellular signal transduction. Gene Ontology annotation, cellular component: cytoplasm. The transcript is spliced from 6 exons. Gene Ontology annotation, molecular function: protein phosphatase inhibitor activity. The record is from RefSeq and is a predicted model, not a curated record. NCBI's taxonomy places the organism in Eukaryota, Metazoa, Chordata, Aves, Passeriformes, Passeridae. Bases 697 to 1125 code for a protein of 142 amino acids.
UCUCAGCAGUGCAAAUCCUAGUGUUUAAUAUAUCCUGAGAAAUGAAAAAUACUGCCAAAUUUUCAUCCAACUGAUGGAAGUCAGAUUUCUGAGGUUUGGCUAUAAUUUAAAAUAAAGACAUUUCAAAAUGACGCUUCUAAAAACUGUACUAAAAUGAAUGGAUAUAAAAGCACCUGUUUUUCCAUAAUCCGGGUAACAGAUUUUUGCCAUUUUAAAGACACUUCCAGCUAAUAUUUUCUGAGUGACAUUUAUAUGUAGGAAUGCCUAUAAACUGUUUAAAAAAAUUACUUUAGUGGGUCUGUCCUAUAGGUUAAGUUGUGCUGGUAUCAACUUCUAUUGGCAAUUGUUUGUGCCUUAGGAAAGGCCAUCAUUAUUGAACACAUGGCUAUCCUGGGUGACUUAUCAUAAUGGUUUUCUGAGCAUGGACAGUUUUUAUUUUGUUUAAUGAUUCAGACUGCUACUUUCCUUGCAAAUUAGUGUUGUCUUUUUUUCUGCCAGCCUGGAAUUUGAUAUGGAUUAUAUGCAGAUUCAGACAGAUUUAUUAGUGGCUGAUAAAUAUUGGUCGACCAAAUUUGCGGUGAAUAAAGGCAGACAGUAUUGCCAGAGAUAUUUUGCAUGCUUUUCUAAAGUUUGCUAUGACAGUGACCUUUGUCAUUGCCAGUUGGCUGUAGGAGUAACAGGAGCACCCACCUGAUCAUGUGGCUUAAAGCCUUUUGCCAUUGGUGGCAUUUUGGACUUUUCAGUCAUGGGUUGGUAGCACCAGGCUUGUUGGAGACAGACUGGGCUCACUGGCUAAAAGGGAUAUCUCCUGGAAACUCCAGCAGAGGAGAGGGGGCAGUCCUGGAGUGUGCAGAAGAGAGCUUCCUGACACAAGUGAUCAGGAAAAGAAGGCCUACGCCAGCAUCACUCGUCAUCAUGAACGAGCACAUGCCCCCAGAAAAGGACGAGAAGAGAACAAACAUCUCACAGGCAGAGUCGCAGAGUGCCUCUCCCAAGCAGAGGAAGCAGAGCGUCUUCACCCCGCCUGCCCUCAAAGGGAUUAAGCAUCUGAAGAGUCAGAGUGAGUCAGUGUUUCCAGAAGAAGAAGAGGGACUUGGCGAGCGGGAAGAGGAGUGGGGCCAUUAGCCAGCGCGGAGCUGCCCCGAGCCCGGAGCCCCUGCCCUGCCCUCGGCCCCUCCGUGUCCUGCCCCGCCCGGGGGUUCUGCAGGCACUGCACACGUGUCCUGGGGCCCUUCUUCUCCGAGACAAAACUCUUAUUUUAAAGUCAUUUUUUUUCUUUUAUUUUCUAUGACUUAGACAUGUCAUUUGCAAAUGUGUUAGCUCCCUGACGUCAGUACUGCCAGAGCUUAACUACUGCGUGUGAGCUGUAUCUAAGGCUUGUUGUAAAUAAAAGUGAUUUAAAAGGUACAAAAUAAAUAAUACAUUAAUUUAGACAAGAUUGUCUCUUGUACAGAGGCUUUGUCUUGCUACAGGGAAAUGUUCACAUAAAAUGAUCCCUUCGGUUAAGGACAGUUUUUAACCUUGUUGGUAGAGUUACUUGCAGUGAUGUGGAUAGAAAAAAGGAAACCAAGCAGAGGUGACUCUGUCUGGAGAACGAUGCAAAGACACUCUUCCCUCUAUUCCCUGGAUAUGGGACACUGAAAUACUUGCCUUGCUUUUGGUCUGAGGCUGCCUUGUCACAGCAGCCAAAAUGAUUUCUCUCUACACAAGAUCACUGUUAUCUGGAGGCAGUAAAACACCUUUCAGUGGGGGACAGGUGUGUGCAAGGCCUGGGAGCAGGGUCCCAGCCCCAGCUGAGCCAUGGGAAGUGCCACAUCCCCCUUUGUCACCUGCAGACAGGACAGGUGACAGCCUUCCUACCCUGCAUAUGGCUCAGUCUGAGCCAGUGAGUGACAGCACUGCAACCUGCACAAAUUCCCCUUGUGAAUGAGUCCCAGGGUUUUGGCUGAAGUCAGCAUGGCUCAUAACAUCCUUUUUAUUUUUUGGACUACAAAAACUCUAUGGCAUAAAAUGGAAUAAGGUGGAGAAGGAAAAAAAAAAAUGUUUCUUCAAAGUCACACUUAACAGAUUACUUCAAUUUUUCAAUCAAUGGCAGAUUUUUAAAUUAAUUCACUGUCAUUUUGUAUUAACUGUUUGACUUUGAUACAAAAGUUUUAUCCUCACUUUAACAUUCCACUCAUGCAAGUCUCUUUUAAAGGGUUGAGCUAGCAAAAAAACUCAAACAAAAUAUAUUAAAUAUAAGAAAACACAGAGCCUUUUGUCAAUGCCUUGCAUGGUGAUUUCACUGAUUUCACAAUCCGAGGUCUUCCACAAAGACCUGCUGGGAACAGGAUCUGUUGACUAGUGUUUCUUUAUAUUUAAGAGCCAUUUUUUCCCUCCCUCUGUGUCUCUGUAUCCUGCCCUCUUUGGUUCCAUUUUCUGUAGAAACACUGCAGACAGGAUCCACGAUUCCAGCUCAGCAAGGGUGUGCAAGAAGGACUAAAGAAGGAUUCUGCAAUUAUACAGGAGCCGCUACAGGACUUACAGGACUGAGAGCUGUUUAUGUCCCAAACAACAAAAAUAAGGAAAUGACCCUUCAGGAACUGUUUGAAUGGCCCCAGGUCUGGUGUGGAAUGGCAGCAAGAAGAGCUGGGCUCUGGUCCCAGCUCUGCCAUGGCUUUGCUUGCUCACAGCACCAGGCUCUUCACAAAACUGCUCAUUGCCACAAUACUCCUAAGCUGCCCCGUUGG